AUGAGCCCGGACGAGAAGAGCGUGUCGGUUGAAGGGGGCGGAGGCAAGAGCGGCGGAGAAAGGGAGCUGAAGGGGAGAGACAACACGCUGGGCACGGAGCGCGCUCACAGCCAGCUGCUGGUCACUCGGCGCCGCGGGCCCUGCGCCCCGCCGGCCGGCGUGAGCACGGUCACCGUCGGGAUCGUCGUCAUCGCCGUGGUGACGAGUAUCGUGCUCACCUCCCUGGUGUGGGUGUGCAUCAUCUACCAGACGAGGAAAAAGAGCGAGGAUUGCAGCGUCACCAACACCGACGAGACCAUCGUCCCUCCCGACGUGCCGAGCUACCUCUCCUCUCAGGGAACCUUGUCAGAGCGCCAGGACGGAUGUAUCCGCGUCGAGGCCGCCAACGGACCUCAGCCCAAUGGACACGCCGUCGACUCGACAGGCUUCGACGGUCCGGUGAUGUGCACGGACUGUCUGGAGAGCAGCGAGCACUACUCCAAAGACCCGGACUACCGGGUACACGGCUUUGCCCCAUCGGGGCUUCGCGAGUAUCAUCAGCACGUCGCCCCUCCGCCCUACUCGCACUGUCACCCGGCGGAUCGCACAGCACCCCUCUGCAACGGGACCCGCGAGGACCGCGACGUGCAUCCGUGCGAUCGAGAAGCGAACAGAGCCGGAGGAUCGCCGGCUGCGUACACGGCGCGGGAAGAUUCUUUUCACCCUCCGGUGAAGCUGACAAGCCGAGGACAUCUCGACGGUGACUGUGAGCCCGAACUCAGGCGGACUCUGCUGUCCAACGGCCACGCCGUCAGCUCCUCGCCCACCCGCAGCGCCCCCCUAGAGGAGAGUCACCGAUUCGCGGCGGACUCGCUCUAGCUGCGUGGACCUUUUUUAGUUUUCUUUCUUUGCACUGGGAAAUAAACUGCUACCUCAUAUCGAGGCCAGGCGCUUCCGAGCCUUGGAGCACCGAGGAGGGGGCGGGGAACCCGGAGGUUGAAGACGGAGCUUGUGUGGGUGGCGUCCCAUCUGAGCGUAUGUGCUGUACAUAGUUUAAAAACCUUCUGUUGGGAGGUGACCAGUAAGAUUUCUCGCUCUGAAAAAAAAUGUGACUUGCAUUUGAAGCAAAUACAGUACAGCAGAGAGUAUUUGCCUUCUUCUCAAUUUCAUACUUUUUUGCAUCGUUUUCCCUCCAAUUUCAUCCUCAAAAUUCACAAGACUUCUGGGUGAAUAUGAUCUGAACUGAUGAGCUGAAAAUGAAAUGAAAAAAUGAAGGGGUGUGUGUCUUGUUGCAUCUGCCACAAAUGGAAGAAGAAAAAAAAGAAAACAGUGAAACAUUUUGGUGGUCGUGUGAUGGUCUGCUUUAGCACUUCAGGACCUGGACGACUAGCUCUGAACCAUGAAUUUUGCUCUUUAUCAGAAAAUCCUGAGGGAGAAUGUUCAGCCAUCGGUUCGUGCUCUUAAGAUGAGGCGCACUUGGGUUCUGCAGCAGGUCAACUUUUGAAUGGCUUUGAAAUAACCCAAAUUGGCGGUUUUGGAGUCAAGUCAGGACUUGAAUCCGAUUGAAAUGCUGUGGUAGAUUGAUCAGUCACCAUUUUAUGUUUACUUGGGUUAUCUUUCGUGUGUUUGAUCUUCAAUUUGGUGAACUAUGCAAAAAAGUAAGAAUUUGAGUCGCGGGCAAAUACGUUUUCAUGGCACUGUAAACGUCGGGAACCAUGUACAGUAUGUGAAUGUGCAGGGACUUGAGACUGUACACAAGAGUUUUCCGAUAUAUCUUUUACAAAACAGAAUUUGGAUUUAUGUGCAUGACAAAGGAGUGAUAGUAUUUUAUUUUUGUUCAGAGGACAAAGAAACGGAAAAAAAAAAAACAGCCCUCUUUCAGCUUUGACCAACAGUCAGCUGUGGUGCCUUAUUGCAUGGUCAAAGAAAAUGUGUAAUAAUAGCUAGCGUACGAGAGCUUUUAUUGAGAGACACUGGUACACUCUUGCAAACACAACACUUGAUUGCACUUGAAUGUUUUCUUUUCUCCGAAGCGAUCCAAGCAGUCGCAGCCAAAUGAUGAUUCGACUACUUUGAUUAGCGCUGGAUGUUGUAUGAAGGACAAGCUUUUGGUGGCAAUGAUGUCUGUGUGUCUGAAUGGUGGAGGGUUGCUGCCAACAAAAGUGCUUGUGAGCUCCCUUCCCAGGCAGCCGGAAUGCCGUUUCCCAAAACAAGAAGCUUUGCAUCUUGAGGUCGUGAGCGGCCCCGAAGGCCCGAGUCAGCAGAAAGUCACGCUCAGCUCUGGAGCCG
This is a messenger RNA of Hippocampus comes (tiger tail seahorse), 2268 nucleotides long. RefSeq names its product leucine-rich repeats and immunoglobulin-like domains protein 1. The record is from RefSeq and is a predicted model, not a curated record. Lineage: Eukaryota; Metazoa; Chordata; Actinopteri; Syngnathiformes; Syngnathidae. The transcript has 5 exons. The coding region runs from base 1 to 858 and encodes 285 amino acids.